Messenger RNA from Benincasa hispida (wax gourd), 941 nucleotides. NCBI's taxonomy places the organism in Eukaryota, Viridiplantae, Streptophyta, Magnoliopsida, Cucurbitales, Cucurbitaceae. The record is from RefSeq and is a predicted model, not a curated record.
AGCAUAUGAUAGCAUUCAUUAUCACACUACAAAGGACACUUCAUCGUGGGUUUGGAGAGAUGUUAUGCAUUACAAAGCUACCAAAGAAUGGAAAUGAUAGGUGUUUGUGUUAUUAUUGGAGCUUUUUUAGGGUUUUAUUUGUUUGUGAGGAAACUCAAUGAAAUAUGGUAUUAGUUUAAGUUGGAAAGAAAAGUUUUAAAAUCUUUUGCUCCUGGUGACUUGGGAUGGCCUUUUGUUGGCUCUUCAUUGUCCUUUUACAAAGGAUUUAGACUUGACGUGAUCCAUACUCUUUUAUUCAUACUCUUCUUUUAAGAAAUGGAAGAGCAGGAAUGUAUAAAAGUCACUUUUAUGGAAUGCCGACAAUCAUUGUAACAAAUCUAGAGAUAUGUCGAUGCAUAUACUUAGACGAUGAAAGGUUGGAACCACAUUAUCCAAAGUCAGUGCAAAUAUUAGAAGGAAAUGGUGAUUUCUGAAAGAUUGAUCACAAAAGUAGAUAUAAAAUAAUGGCAUCUCCUAUGAAUGGGUAUGAGGUAUUGACUAAAUAUGUGGAUUUCAUUGAGCAAAUAGUGGAAAAGGGGUUGGAGGAAUGGAGUAGCAUGAGAAGAGAGCCAAUUGAAUUGUUGGAUGAGAUUGGAAGUCUAUUUUUCAAAGUAAUUUUACAUAUUUUCUUGGGGAUUGAUGAAAUUAAUGGUCAUACCAUGGCUGAGCUUCACACAUUGUACAAAGAAUUGGGUCUUCUAAUUAUGUCCAUUUUUCCUUAUGACUUGCCUGGAUUCACUUAUCAUCAAGCACUCAAGAAUUAUAGAGUUGGAGUUGGAAGUAGGUUUUGUGGUGGAAGUGAAAUUGCAAAGUUUGAGAUUACAAAUGAUGAAGUCCUCAAUUACAAGUAAGUAUGGAUAGUGAUUGAUUGAAAAAAAUUAAAAAAAAAAAAAAAAAAAAAA